Molecule: messenger RNA, 509 nt
Organism: Pseudomassariella vexata
Lineage: Eukaryota; Fungi; Ascomycota; Sordariomycetes; Amphisphaeriales; Pseudomassariaceae
Exons: 1
Source: RefSeq, a predicted model, not a curated record
CCGACCGUUUGCAUCCGCCCUCCUGCAUCCGUCAUCGCCACUCCUCUUCCUGCCGAAUACUCUUAUUUACAGAGGGUCAAGCCUAGGCGCAUCUCUGUUCGGCAUCCAGGCUAUGACGAAAACGACGUGCCGCUGCUAAGUUUAUAUGGGUUCGAUGAUGCUCAGGGAGGAUUAUAUUACGGCCUCUUGCACACUGCAUGUGCCAUAGUCGCUGACAAUAGAUUCGACGGCUAUCUUUCCGCUUCCUCCUUACCAGAAGCAGCACGACUGCAAGUCGUCAACCGGGACGAAAUUCUGGCUGCUGGCGAGUAUUGGUUUCAUGUCCCCGGUUUGAUGCGAUACCCCAUCGUGCCAAGCUUUCAGGACUGGACCUUUCCUCGAACCUUGCCAGAAGAGUGGCACAAGAUCCAGGAGGAAGUGGCGCCAGGUGAAGAAGGUUAUGAUGAUGACAGCCAAAAGCUUGCUAGCAUUAGGACUGACAGGACUCUGCAUAUGGCAGCUUUCGGGGG